Messenger RNA from Ilex paraguariensis (yerba mate), 534 nucleotides. The record is from the annotation of a GenBank genome assembly. Lineage: Eukaryota; Viridiplantae; Streptophyta; Magnoliopsida; Aquifoliales; Aquifoliaceae.
AUGCGGGUCUCGGCCUCGAGAUUGUGGGGUUAUCAGGUUCAAUAUACCUCUCCUCCUGACUGUGUAUACCCCAGGAGUCCAGCUAUGGCCCUUGGAUUAACUGCGGCUGCGGCUCUUAUGAUUUCUCAAAUUAUGAUCAAUGUUGCAACUGAUUGCAUUUGUUGUGGAAGAGGUCCUCAUCAACCAAACACUAAAUGGACACUAGCAGUGGUCUGCUGUGUUGUCUCCUGGUAAUGUGGAACUUCACUAACGUUAGUGCUAAGAUGCAAGGCUUUGUCUGAACUCUCAAUACAAGGAUCAUGUGCCAACUGAAACAGAUUACAAUUGUUAUCUAAUUCUGAAGAUGUCAUUGGAUUGAGAUGUCUCCAACUUCCAGUGAUUUGGAUAAGACACUGCAGAUUUGAUUAUUGGCUAAACCAAACUCUGACUAAUACACCAACCCUUGUUCUUCUUAAAUUGCCUACCAUGAAUUCAUCAAAGCAUCAUUGUCGGAUCACAUGUUAUUGUGUAGAACAUCUAGGUCCAUUGACAUGA